AUGAAGGGCACGGAACGGCCCUUUACCGGCGAGUAUGACGACUUCUACGAAGGCGGCACCUACAUUUGCCGCCGUUGCAACGCCGAGCUAUACAAGUCUGACGACAAGUUCGACGCGCAUUGUGGCUGGCCGGCCUUUGACCAGGAACUUCCCGACGCGGUAAACCAUUUGCCGGACCCUGAUGGCUACCGCACCGAGAUCGAGUGCGCCAACUGCGGCGGGCACCUUGGUCACGUCUUCUUCGGCGAGGGGUUCACACCUACCGGCGCCCGCCACUGCGUAAACUCCCUGUCCAUGAAAUUUGUGCCCUCAGACGAGGAGCAAUCGUAG
Geodia barretti is the source of this 330-nucleotide messenger RNA. The record is from the annotation of a GenBank genome assembly. NCBI's taxonomy places the organism in Eukaryota, Metazoa, Porifera, Demospongiae, Tetractinellida, Geodiidae.